AUGGACUUCCUUGAUGAGACUGUGAUCUACCCCGUUACGGCCUUCGCCCGCAACAGCCGCAUGCUCGUGCGCAAGUGCCAGAAGCCGAACCAGAGCGAGUUCACCACCGCCAGCAUGGCGACGCUGAUGGGGUUUGUCACCAUGGGAUUGUUAGGCUUCUUCGUCAAGGUGAUAUUCAUCCCGAUCAACAACGUCAUCCUCGGCGCCUAG
Messenger RNA from Trypanosoma grayi, 210 nucleotides. RefSeq names its product protein transport protein Sec61 gamma subunit. Bases 1 to 210 code for a protein of 69 amino acids. Gene Ontology annotation, biological process: protein targeting; post-translational protein targeting to membrane, translocation. The record is from RefSeq and is a predicted model, not a curated record. NCBI's taxonomy places the organism in Eukaryota, Euglenozoa, Kinetoplastea, Trypanosomatida, Trypanosomatidae. Gene Ontology annotation, cellular component: Ssh1 translocon complex; membrane. The transcript has a single exon. Gene Ontology annotation, molecular function: transmembrane protein transporter activity.